ACGUCCGUUUUCGUGGCUGCGUGGAAUCCCGUUGUAGAGCCACAGACCAGCCCCUUUAUCCCUCCUCUCCGUUGCACCUCCUUUCGGAUGCUGCGGGAGGGUGGCUCAGUGGUAUCCAUGUCCCCACCCCACCCCCGCGGGCUCUCGUAAUUUCAUCGGCCUUCUCGGCCCCGUCCCCCCUCCCCUGCUGCUUAACUUAGACAACCUUGGCCUUUCCCGGCCCUGAUCCCGCCUUCCCUCUGCCCAGCCUCCGCACGCCGCGGUGCCCGGGGCUCGACGUGGGCUGCUUUCCCUCCUGCCGUGGUUCGCCCUUAGCCAUCUCCUGUGGGACGCCAUCCACCCCCUCAGUGCCACUGUCUCAGCCCUGCCAGCCCCCGGCCUCUCCCCUGAUCUUCAGCCGCCUCAGCAGCUUCCUUGGCUGUCUGCGGAGCCUCUCAAAGCCAACAGAUCAGCCGCAGCGCUUUCCUGCACACCCGCCUGCGCUCUACACCUACUUUGUUCACUUUCUCCAUCUCAGUUCACCUCACUGUCUUGGUGCCACUGGCCCCAAAAUAAGGGGUCAUUCUUGAGUCCUUUUUAAUUUUUACCCCUUUUCAAAUUCUCCAUUGGGUCUGGUGGUUCCAUCUCCAAAGCACGUCAGGACGUGGCCCCAGCCACCGCAUCAACUUCCGGAGUGGUCAGGGGCUCCUGCUUCCACGGUCUGCUCAGCCCACCGCCCCCCUGGAGCCUGGAGGACUUUCUUCAGUCUUCCAGUAGUUCCCUCUGGCUGUGCCAGGAUAAACCCAGACUCCUCCUCCUGGCCUGUCUCUGCUGUGGCCAGCUGAGCCUGCAGGAUGUUUCACGGGAUCCCAGCCACUCCGGGCAUGGGAGCCCCUGGAAACAAGCCGGAGCUGUAUGAGGAAGUGAAGCUGUAUAAGAAUGCCCGUGAGCGGGAGAAGUACGACAACAUGGCAGAGCUGUUUGCGGUUGUGAAGACGAUGCAGGCCCUGGAGAAGGCGUACAUCAAGGACUGCGUCAGCCCCAACGAGUACACUGCGGCCUGCUCGCGGCUCCUGGUCCAGUACAAAGCUGCCUUCCGGCAGGUACAAGGGUCAGAGGUCAGCUCCAUCGAUGAAUUCUGCCGCAAGUUCCGCCUGGACUGCCCGCUUGCCAUGGAGAGGAUCAAGGAGGACCGGCCCAUCACCAUCAAGGACGACAAGGGCAACCUGAACCGCUGCAUCGCAGACGUCGUCUCGCUCUUCAUCACAGUGAUGGACAAGCUGCGCCUGGAGAUCCGGGCCAUGGACGAGAUCCAGCCCGACCUGCGGGAGCUGAUGGAGACCAUGCACCGCAUGAGCCACCUGCCCCCUGACUUCGAGGGCCGCCAGACCGUCAGCCAGUGGCUGCAGACCCUGAGCGGCAUGUCAGCCUCCGACGAGCUGGAUGACUCGCAGGUGCGCCAGAUGCUCUUCGACCUGGAAUCGGCCUACAACGCCUUCAACCGCUUCCUGCACGCCUGAGCCCAGCCUCCCACCCCCACCUUCUGCGACGGUCCCAUUUCCCCCGACGUCUGCACGCGUGUUGCCAUGCACAGUGGCCUAGAGCCCGCUCCCCCAAUAAAGAUGCUUUCUGACCUCCCUGCUGCUGUGGGCGCCCCCGACCCGCCCCAGGCCCACCCUGCCUGUUUGUCUGCCGUCUGGGCCUCGGGAGCACGCAGCCCAUUCAUCAGGGAAGAGCCUCAGUGGCACUUUAGAAGCAGCGGCUUCCCUGGUGGGCACCGCCUGGCAAGCCAGCAGGGGCGCGCCCACCACCCCAGGCCAGGUAGGCUUGCAUCUGCCUGCCACACCUUCCCCCACCCCUCGGCUGAGAGCUUUAGGCAGCGUGGCUGCCCAGCUGGCCGGGUCGGCGCAGAGCCUGACACCCGUGCAGCAGGGCCCACACUUGUGGGCUGGCUCAGGGAGCCCCUGUUGAUAGCUCACAGUAGCACAGCUUGUCCUCCUGCCCGCCGCCAAGGGUGUCCCUCACCCGGGAACAAGGCCAGCUGGCAGCCGUCACAGAAGCCCCAGAGCUGGCCUCGCCCGAAGCCUGGUGGGGAAGCAGCGCCAGCUCCUCCUUGCGUUCACUACGCCUGCUCCAAGGCCUCGUGCCGUCAGUGCUGGAAGCUGCCUGGCCCCGCGGUGUUCAUGUCCGCGUGCUCAUCCUCUGGGGCAGACAGCAAGCAGCAAACCAGAGACCAAGGCUCUGGGUUCCAAGGGGGGUUCCAGUUUUAGCAGCUGUGGCGUUGGGAUAAGGGACAUGCCAGAGUUUCAUUGUAGCAUUUUCUCUCUCUUAGUGGUGCUUCUUUGUAUCUGGCUUCUAGAGGCAACCAAAUAAAGUGUGUGGUAUUAAGA
Molecule: messenger RNA, 2369 nt
Organism: Mesoplodon densirostris (Blainville's beaked whale)
Lineage: Eukaryota; Metazoa; Chordata; Mammalia; Artiodactyla; Ziphiidae
Gene: VPS28
Product: VPS28 subunit of ESCRT-I
Exons: 10
Coding region: 834-1499 (221 amino acids)
Biological process (GO): protein transport to vacuole involved in ubiquitin-dependent protein catabolic process via the multivesicular body sorting pathway
Cellular component (GO): ESCRT I complex
Molecular function (GO): protein-containing complex binding
Source: RefSeq, a predicted model, not a curated record